AUGGAAAGUUUGACUUCUGCAACUAAGGAAAUUCAAGAAAUUAAAAAUGCUGCCGCGGCAACUGAAAAGGUGACUGCGUCGCUUCGCAAAGAAAAUGAUCAGUUGAAGGCUGAAGUCGACAAAUUAGUAUGUCGCAACAUACGUCUUAAAGCUCAGUCAAGAAGAAGCAACUUCAGAAUUUACGGUGUCAGAGAUUCUUCACAAGAAACUCCAGCAGAAACCGAGCAAGUGUUGAGAAACGUCCUGAUACAACAGCUUCAAAUACCUGAAGAAGACGUAAACAAUAUGAGCUUCGAAAGAGUUCAUCGAAUUUCUAACACCCGAGCUGUUAAUCAAACCAACAAAUCUAAGGGUCCGCGCCCAAUAAUCGCCAAAGCCAGCUUCUAUCAAGAGAAGGAGCAAAUUUUUUCAUACGCUAGAAGCUUACCAAAAGGCUCAAAGAUCAGUGUUGCCAGUGACUUCCCAAAAGAAAUCGCCGAUAUGCACAAGAAACUUUACCCAAUCUUGAAAGCUGCUAAAGCCCAGAAGAAAAAAGCUUUCUUUAAUGUCGACAAACUUAUUAUUUAUCGUGGAAAAGAAACUAAAGAUCUUCCUCUGUACGGUAAAGUUAUGGUACAUGAUUAG
Messenger RNA from Porites evermanni, 624 nucleotides. Lineage: Eukaryota; Metazoa; Cnidaria; Anthozoa; Scleractinia; Poritidae. The record is from the annotation of a GenBank genome assembly.